This is a messenger RNA of Manduca sexta (tobacco hornworm), 510 nucleotides long. Its product is annotated as cuticle protein 16.5-like. The transcript is spliced from 2 exons. The record is from RefSeq and is a predicted model, not a curated record. Bases 98 to 412 code for a protein of 104 amino acids. Lineage: Eukaryota; Metazoa; Arthropoda; Insecta; Lepidoptera; Sphingidae.
ACAAAAGGCAGUAUAAAACAUGCCGAUACCCUGGGGACCACACAGUCCAUCGCUCUUUUCAGUGUAAUCAACUGAGCAGUCACAUAACCUAAGCAAAAUGAUUGCCAAAUUCGUUAUUGUUAUCGCCCUGGCCAUCGUUUCCAUCAACGCGAGUAUUGCACCACUUGCUGCUCCUGCUGCAAUUGUGGCCCCUGCAGUGGCGCCGGCGGCGUACAUCGCGCCUUACGCCAGCUCGUACUCGGCUCACGCAGUGAACCACGCCGUCGCUGCCCCUGUAGUAGCCCCUGCGCGAGUAGUGGCCCCUGCCCCUGUGUUCGCCGCAGCCCCAUAUGUAGCCCACGCCGCACCGCUCGUGGCCCCCGCCGCGCCUGUCCUAGCCGCCAGAUACCUGUCAGCCCCUUACUACUUAUAAACGAAUUUGGUAACCUCAUUGCCUAGUGACUUGCUCAAUAUUGUAUAUUCCUAAUUGUUAUUGUUUAUAAUAUGUGAAAUAUAAAAUUAUAAAUCAGA